Messenger RNA from Drosophila miranda, 1207 nucleotides. RefSeq lists its product as uncharacterized. The record is from RefSeq and is a predicted model, not a curated record. NCBI's taxonomy places the organism in Eukaryota, Metazoa, Arthropoda, Insecta, Diptera, Drosophilidae. The transcript has 2 exons. The coding region runs from base 99 to 1193 and encodes 364 amino acids.
AGAACUUAAAUUCGUCUGUAUAUUUCUGAAUUUUAUCGAAACAGCUGUUGUUUAAUUUUGUUGUGAAUUUACAAUUUUAAAAUUUUAAACCAAAAAGAAUGGACUCACAGACAAUCGUUCGAAACGAGGAUUCCAUGCUUCGGCUUAAGAUCCGCAGCUAUGCCAAAGAGCAACGCCAGAUAUUUCGUACGAAUGCAACAGAUGCCUUGCGCUUUGGCUUGGGGCAGAUCAAGAGCGAAAUUAGCGAGCUGGAGAAUUUGAGUGCAAAGGAUGUCUGUGGACUGGCUGCAAGGAUCAAGAGACGCAAGCAUGCCACAUCGGAGGAUAUGUACCGGUUGAGCCAUGCCUUCCUACAGGGAAACGAGAAUAUCAAUACAUUCUCUGGGAUCCCGGGAGCCAUACAGGUGCUUGUUAAGGAACUAAGUGGUCCAAACAUGCAACGUCAAAUCGAUGCCGCCGAAUGCUUCUGCAACCUGUCGCUGGGCGAAGGUCACGUUUCGGAGAAGAUCACAGCGUUGGCGGGCAGCUAUUUGGUAACAUAUUUGGAUGGAAAGGAGGAGCGGCUAAAACGAAGCUGUCUUUGGACACUGGCCAACAUGUUGGCCACUUGCGAGAAGGCAGCCAAAACACUGCUGCAAAUGCAGAUACUCCCCAAAUUGUGGAAACUCUACACAGCGCCCACCGAUGACUUGAACAGAUUCCAGGAUGACGCUGGCAUUUGCUUGUACCUGAUUGCCACCCACGCAGCCUGCACUGUGAGCGCCGUCGAUCGCAGGUACAUUGUCGAGCACCUGCAGGAGAAGCUCCCAACAGAUCAAGGCAGCGAAUAUUAUAUGUAUAUUAUCCAUCAACUGAAUAUCAUCUGCUCAGAAGAAGAUCUCUCCGUGCAGCAAGCUGAAAGUCUGGUCAACUUCUUUGUUGGCAAUUUAAAAACCGAUUGGGACUCAUCCGCCGGCGGCAGCAUGCGCAUCUACUAUGGUGUCCGAGUGAUGGCCAACCUGUUGGCCAAGGGGGACCCAAAGCUGCUCGGGUGCUUGGCGGAGCCCGAGAACUUUGUCAAUGCUCUAAACCGGCUGUUUGCUCUACAAGAUUCCAAUCUUAGAUAUGACUUGAUGCGAUUGCUUAAGAAUUUCCUAUGUCUAAACAUUGUGGACAGCAAUUUAUUGUUGGAACAAUUAAAAGUGUACGCAUAAGUAGUUUCGGUUAA